UUGAGAGACAAUUGAGAAGGGACAACUCCCCUGCCUCCAAUUUAUAAGGAGAGCAAGUGAGAAAUCGGAAGUCAAAGUCCUUCAAAUCACCCCAGAAAACGGGAAUUUACUACAGCAUCCACCUACCCCCAGGGACCAAGGCAUACAUUUCCCACCAGUUUCUAGACAUCUAGGCAUCUGGACACCUAGACAUUUAUUUCCCUAGCUCACCCAGGCAAGCUUCCAUCCCAGGGGACAAACAAGGGAAGAGGUGCAUAUCCAAUCCCCUAAGUGCCUCCACGGUGUCGGUGUCGGGAACCCUGGCGUCCCUACAAGGCUCUGGACCUUAGGCCCUUCAUCCUAAGGUCCCUUUAAAUACUUUGUCCCUUACCUGAGUCCCGCCCAGGACAGGUAAUCACAAACCCCGCCCCUCUGCCAGAAACCGGGAUCCGUCUGAUUACAGGGAGAGGGGCACCCCUCCUUUCACUCCCCUCCCCUCUCCCCUAUCCCCCAUUCACAGCUGGCCUUAGCUGGCCUGGCCCAGGAAGCCCCAAUUAAAGAAGAGGGGACAGUCGCUCACAGGUCUGGGCAGUUUCCUCAUCUGUAAAAGGGGGACAAGAACAGCACUUCUGUGAAAACUAAAUGGAGUUGAUAUAGGUAAACUACCUUGAACUACCUGGCCCAGGAUACAGCCUAGGUGUUCGUAAAAUAUGAGGGGCUCCCCCUCUCUGCUGCUUCUGUACCUGGGAUUGACCACCUGCUUGGACACCUCACCCAGUGGGGACCAAGACCCAGAAGUCUUCCUGGACUCCCCAGAAGCCCAGAGCUUUCUAAGAAGCCGUAGCCGGAUUCCACGAGCCAAUCACUGGGACCUGGAGCUCCUCACACCAGGGAACCUGGAACGGGAGUGUCGUGAGGAGCGGUGUUCCUGGGAGGAGGCACGGGAGUAUUUUGAGGACAACACUCUGACGGAGCGCUUUUGGGAGAGCUACAUCUACAAUGGCAAAGGAGGGCGUGGACGUGUGGAUGUAGCAGGCCUAGCUGUGGGGCUGACAUCGGGCAUCCUGCUCAUUGUCCUGGCCAGCUUGGGAGCCUUUUGGUAUCUGCACUGCCGACGACGGGGUAGAGGCCAGCAGCCCUGUCCCCAAGAGGCUGAGCUCAUUAACCCCCUGAGUCCCCUGGGCAAUGUAGGCCCCCCGACGCCCCUGCCUCCACCGCCACCCCCAGGUCUCCCCACCUACGAGCAGGCGCUGGCGGCCUCUGGGGUGCACGACGCACCUCCGCCCCCCUACACCAGCCUCAGGAGGCCUCGCUGAAGAGCUGUUUCAGAGCUGGUGUUCCCCAGAUUCACAGCGGAUUCCAGAGCCCCCAGGCCUCUUAAACCACGUAGCUGAGCUUGAGGAGUGGUGGGAGUAGUGGUCGUCCGGCCCGAGGCCUACCCUGGCACACGUGUUUCCGCCAAGUACGGAUACACGCGUAUCCCCGGCCAACGUGUUCCCUCGUCCCGGGUUACUCGCGGGCCCCCACGCUCUCCUGACGGUGGGGGUACCCGGCAGCCCCGCCCCCCGGGGGUAGGCUUGCGUGGAAACUCGGACCCCGGCGCGUGGGCCCGGUGUACCGACUCGCGUGAGUGAGCAGGUGUGACAAGGCCAUCGCCCUCCAGUGCUACGGGCCACACACACGCGUUUUCGUGUGCUCUCCUUGCACGCACACGGGCGCUCUGCAAUCCAGGGAAAGGGUGGGGGGCAUAUUUGCAAGUGUGCUCUUUGGGGUCAGGCUCGCAUUGCACCGGGAGACUGGAGUUGUGCUUCUCUCGUAAAUUACAAUGCUUUUGUAAAAGAGACAAAAAGUGAACGCAAAAAAUAAAAAAUAAAAAUCAAACUGAA
Messenger RNA from Lynx canadensis (Canada lynx), 1865 nucleotides. It is a transcript of the gene PRRG2, whose product is annotated as proline rich and Gla domain 2. NCBI's taxonomy places the organism in Eukaryota, Metazoa, Chordata, Mammalia, Carnivora, Felidae. The record is from RefSeq and is a predicted model, not a curated record. Gene Ontology annotation, molecular function: calcium ion binding. Gene Ontology annotation, cellular component: extracellular region. The transcript is spliced from 8 exons. The coding region runs from base 690 to 1295 and encodes 201 amino acids.